This is a messenger RNA of Camelina sativa (false flax), 1356 nucleotides long. RefSeq lists its product as uncharacterized. NCBI's taxonomy places the organism in Eukaryota, Viridiplantae, Streptophyta, Magnoliopsida, Brassicales, Brassicaceae. The record is from RefSeq and is a predicted model, not a curated record.
ACAUACGCUGACUUAAAGAAGAAGUUAACAAGUCAACGUCAAUAAAGGACGCCGACCAUUAAUUUAAUUCGAAGAUACAUAUAUGUGGUUAAGCCUUCUUCCAAUUGUGAUAAAGAGAUAAACAAAUGGAGACGAAUAGCGAGGAGAAGCUAAGUGUCAUCGAACUACUAAAACAAGCUGCGAAGCUACUCUUGUGUAACAUCAAUCUCUUCCUCUUCCUCUGCCUCUGCUCUCUCCCGCUGUUUUGUUUCUUGAUCUUCUUUGAGCUCUCCCUCCAAACCACCGUCUCUUUCGCUCCCCAGUUCCUCUUCAAACUACUCACUCUAGGGGAAGGCUUGCCGGAGAAUGAUCUAAUUAUCAUAUCAGAAAAAAACAGUGAUCUGAUUCCUUGGCUGAUCCAGACUUCUCUGCUCUACUUCUUUCCCUACACCAUUCUUGACCUUCUUACAACCACGACGAUGGUUGCAGCAUCUUCGAUGGUUUACACGUCCGAGGAAGAACCGUUGGGGAUGCUUCAUUUGGUACGGAGAUCUUUCAGAAUAUGUCAGAACAGAGUAGGAGGUUGUUUGUUCACAUCUCUCUAUGUCCUCCUUUGGUCAACCUCUGUUUUCCUAUUCUUUUUCUUGUUCUUCUUUCUUCAGUUUCUCUCUGGUUCAAUCAACUACUUAUACGUUACUUAUCUCUCACGGGAAUACGAAAGAUUCCACUACCAACGUUUCCACUACCAACGUACGGGACUGUUCGAUGUGGUGGUGGUUCUGACUCUUCUGUUUCAAUGUACUUUCUUUAUAAUUCUGACUGCAAAGUUCAGCAAGUGGAGCGCCGGGUGGAAUAUGGGUUUGGUUGUUUCGGUUUUAGAAGACGACGAAGAUGGUCACGGUAUCUACGGAAGUGAUGCUCUGUCUCUUUCAGCUUGGUAUAGAAGAGGUCAUGAGAAGCGUGACCUCUGGUUGAUGUUGAUGUUCUUGGUCUUCACUCUUGCGGUGAGGAUGCCAUGUUUAUACUCCAAAUGCAGUGAGAGUUCGAGUGGAAAUGGAGUGUUGUACACUGGUCUCUAUGUGGGUUUUAUUUGUGUCGGGAAUGUGCUUAAAUGGGUGACUUGUCUUGCCUGUUACCAUGAUUGUAAAACUAGGGCUUUGAGGAAGAAGCGUGAUAUCGAACAAGCUAAACGUCCUGCUACUUGAGAGUUUCGCUGAGUUCAAAUCAACUUUGCAUCUUUAAAUAAACGGUAAAAAGGCUGAUAAAUUCUUAAGCAUCAUGAUGGCAAAAGCAAGAAAACAUGUUGUAAAUUGGAUUUGCUACUUUGUAAUGUGUAAUGCUACUAUGCUAAAAGAAGACAUAGUCGCUUUUGCUGCU